Opisthorchis viverrini is the source of this 1074-nucleotide messenger RNA. RefSeq lists its product as hypothetical. The transcript has 6 exons. Bases 1 to 1074 code for a protein of 357 amino acids. Lineage: Eukaryota; Metazoa; Platyhelminthes; Trematoda; Opisthorchiida; Opisthorchiidae. The record is from RefSeq and is a predicted model, not a curated record.
AUGUGGCUAGGCCACUCAAUCAGAACUCCCAACGGGACUUCGUGGCCGGCCGGUAUCCGGAGAACGGAACUGAUGUCUCGAACAUUAUGUGAUAACCCCUGUUAUUUUGCAUUCGAAUCCUAUUUUUCAUCCAGUAUCAACCAUAACAUUACUGAAUACAGACUGCCCCCCGCAGCCAUCGAUAGACCACAACAAAUGUGCACGAAAUGGCUGUCCGUCGAACGUAAAAUGUUAUGUGCAAUGCCACACCAGCAUGGGUUUACAGGACGACUAGGCCAGCCAUCUAGCUCCCGGGACCCAUUUACGCCGGCUACCUCUACAUUAAAGGUGCAAUGCACAUCGUGGCUAAGAAGAGACCUACCAAAAACGAGCCCAAUCCCAAGCACUGAAUCAGGAAACCGGUGUGAGUUUUCCGCUUUGAUCGGGACGCUCGACGAUGCAAACACGAAGAACGCAGUGACCUGGACGAAGGUUGAUAAAGAACUUCCUCAGUUGAACGGGUACCUAGAGCUGUUAAACCUGGGUCCGCUGGAUGCGAGGAAAGACGUGGCGAUUUGUACCUUUAUUUACUUCCAUUAUAACACCACGCCCCCCGUCCACCAAAGAAUGUGUUGCUCUGAGACUAGCCUCUCUCUUUAUUUUUGUAUACCCAACAGGCUUCCGGAAGCUCCCGGAAGCAUGCCGAGGCAAACGGCUGCGUCUCCGGACAACAGAUUCUGUUCAACCACCACAGGCCCCCUGUCCACCAAAGAUUGUGUUGCUCUGAGGGAGACUAGCCUCAUACGGAAGCAGCGCCCAAACCGGACACAGUCGGGUGAGCGGGGACAAGUAGCAGAGCCCAUUGAAAAAUCAAACACAUGCGUUGACCUCGACAUUGGGGAAUGCAGUGACAACUGUACGACCAGAGAAUGUGAAACUGCCGUUACCUCGGAGGCAGCAGGGACAGUGUUGAAAUGCUUGUCCACAAACCGCCCCGGCCUUUUCAGCAAGCUUUGCGAUAUUAAAAAAACAUAUGUCCCUGACGCGGUGACCUCAAUAGACGGUCGCCCUGUUUUACGGGCUGGCUUGAAAUGA